AUGGCCGACCAAGGAGGAGCUGGCGCUGGAGCCCCCGUAACUACCAUCGUCCCUUUCAACAACCAACAAGUUCUUCCAGCUUGUGCCGCCGCCUGUGGUCCCCUCUACGAUGCCAACGGCGCCUGUGUUCCGCCUCAAGUAGCCGCUGAUGCCGGCCCCAAGGCCUACACAUCAUGUUUCUGUCUCGACCAGCGAGUCGCCGCUUUCAAGACUGCAACCCAGGGUGUAUGCGAUGAAGCAUGUGGUGCAGAAGGUCUUUCCUCAAUCGCUGGCUGGUUUCGCAGCAUGUGCGGUACCGCGACCAAGACGAAUGGGGGAUCAACACAACAAACUGGACAGGGUUCAACAGCUACGACGGCUGGAGAUUCUUCAUCAACUGCUGGUUCAAGGCUUUCCAACAACGAGGGUGGUGGUGACUGGAUUUCAAACCAUUGGCAGUGGGUCAUCAUGAUUGUUGUUCUCGUUGUCGGCAUCACCGCUAUCUGGGUCGGUGCCUGCAUUUGGCGUCGUCGCUACCUGAAGAAGAAGGAUCGCCAAUCUCAUCUCAUUCAAAAGCAUUCCGGUUCCGCCUCGCGACCAUCCUGGGGUCCCGGUAUGGAGGCCUCUGAGGGCGGCAUACCUUACGACGACGAAUCGAACCGAAAUUCGCAUGGCCUCAUGCUUCCCGGUGCCACCGCUGGUGCUGUCGAAGAGGAGCCAAAGGAGAAGAAGCGAUGGAUCGUCCGCGACCGAACAUGA
Molecule: messenger RNA, 738 nt
Organism: Fusarium venenatum
Lineage: Eukaryota; Fungi; Ascomycota; Sordariomycetes; Hypocreales; Nectriaceae
Source: RefSeq, a predicted model, not a curated record